ACUGCGCAUGAGUAGUUAUACGUCAACACAGUAACUUCCGGAACUUCACGAGUGGAAUAUAUUUUGACGUGAUGAUGGAAUAGAAGUCUUAUUUGCGUCUUAUUAUGCUUCAAUAAUGACACGUGUGGAAUAGAUUAAGCCAACAUCUAAGAACGUAAACUAAAUUAAACAUGGCGACGCCGACUGGAGCAGAAGGAGGUACCACGCCCCCCGGGGGAGCAGAUUCAGCGGACACAGAUGCAGGGACAUUUUACGAGUGCAACAUUUGUCUGGACACAGCACGCGAUCCGGUUGUCAGCAUGUGUGGACAUUUGUUUUGCUGGCCCUGUCUCCACCAAUGGUUGGAGACUCGCCCACAGAAACAGAUGUGUCCAGUGUGUAAAGCCGGCAUUGGCAAGGACAAAGUAAUACCAGUAUAUGGCAGGGGCUCCAAUAACCAGCAGGACCCAAGAGAAAAACUGCCACCUCGACCAGCAGGUCAAAGAUCUGAACCAGAAAAUCAAGGAGGGGGAUUUCCAGGUUUUGGGUUCGGAGAUGGAGGAUUCCAUAUGUCAUUUGGAAUUGGUGCUUUCCCCUUCGGAAUUUUUGCCUCAACGUUUAAUUUCAAUGAUGGACGUCCGGGUCCAGCUCCCCCUGGAUCACCACAGAAUCGUGAGGAACAGUUUCUGUCUAAAGUAUUUUUAUGGGUAGCUAUCCUCUUCAUUUUCUAUUUACUCAUUGCAUAGUCGACCCCAUCAAACACAUCAUCAAGUACCUGACCAAUUGUCAAGCUGAUAUCUGUCUAAUAAAGUGUUAACAGAAAGUGUUUGAACACUCUACCACUGAGCUACAGGAAAAUUCCCUGAAGCGCGAAGCUAGAAGAUGACCGUAAUCCUAUGUACAAUUAAAAUCUGCCACAAAGAUUACAGAGUAGCUACACCUAACUUUAAAGAAGUCGAUUUUACUGUUGCGCUGUCGCAUAAUUUUUGUUAUCUUUUUAAAUCUAGUGUACAGGUAUCAACCUUAAGAUGUCACAUAAAGAGCCUUUGAUUUCUGGUGACAUAUUCCAAGGGCCUGUUCGUUUAUAAAAAGCGGUAUGACAGUUUAUAAAUGUAAGAAUUCCGGGUAUAAAUUCUGGCGGACCUGCAAAUGUUUAUGCAGGCCUUGCAAGGCUUUGUCAAGGCUCGCCUGAAAGCAGCAUCAGAUUACUAGGUCCGAUCUUAUUUAAUAAACAAACAACUGUGGUCCGACCGGUUUGGCCGUUUAAACAAAAAACGGCCCAAGUGUGAAGAGAAGAUAUGUGUAUCGAAAGACAAACCCUUCAGUAUGGAGAUCAGUGUUGGUAUGUUUUCUUGACUACCCAAAGUUGGUGGGUGCCAACAGAAAACAUGAAAUCCUGGAUUGGUAUCCAUUUGUCGUUUUGUGGUGUCAGUGGUGCUGACAGAUUAUGUCUGUUGCAAGUCCUAAACAUUUAUCAUAUAAAACCCAUUUAGAGUAGAUCUCAUUUUGUGUUCGUCAGAUACUCAGAAAUCGGAAAAAUGUGUUGAGGGUGUGUCCUACCUAUGUUGUUGUACCAGUAGGCACAAAAUCUGUGGUCGUGUUGUUCAAAACUUGAAUCAGCUAGACAGAUGUUAAUAGAAAAAAUCAUUGAAAUUUAUAGCUAAAACUGGUAUAUAUACUGAGGAAUGCCACAAUGAUCUGAUAGUGAAUUAAUAAGCUGCAAAUGUAAUGGUAAAAUUUAAGGUAUUUUGGAAAAAAAUGCAAGUUUGAUUUACUUUACCCUUUCACCAAUGUAGACCAUAAUGGACUCAUCCAGAUCAACUUCUGAAAAAGCUGACUUAAGUCAUGUGCAACGUAGCUGAUUGGUUGGGUGUUUUUUCUUUUUCAUUUUUUCUCCUUUAUGAUUUCUUAAUCGACCUACU
Molecule: messenger RNA, 1901 nt
Organism: Mizuhopecten yessoensis (Yesso scallop)
Lineage: Eukaryota; Metazoa; Mollusca; Bivalvia; Pectinida; Pectinidae
Product: E3 ubiquitin-protein ligase RNF185-like
Exons: 5
Coding region: 171-725 (184 amino acids)
Biological process (GO): ubiquitin-dependent protein catabolic process
Cellular component (GO): endoplasmic reticulum
Molecular function (GO): ubiquitin-like protein conjugating enzyme binding; metal ion binding; ubiquitin protein ligase activity
Source: RefSeq, a predicted model, not a curated record